GAUUACAAUGGAGCGUUGGCAAAAUAAGGUCGCUGUGGUAACGGGAGCCGGUUCUGGCAUUGGUGCCGCAACUUGUAAAGUUCUGGUAGAAGAAGGCAUGGUUGUUGUGGGUCUAGACAUACGUUUGGAGAAUAUGCAAACCAAGGUUAUGCCAACCAUGGCUGCUGAUAAACAACACAAUUUCCAUUAUUACAAAUGUGAUGUGGGUAAUGAGGACAGUGUUAAGGAGGCCUUUCAAUGGGUGGAGCAGAAAUUUGGCGGUGUAGAUGUUUUAAUUAAUAAUGCUGGUAUUAUAAGGACAAGCAGCAUUUUGGCUGAAAACAAUUCACAGGAUUUGAAAGACAUCAUUAAUAUUAAUGUAAUGGGUGUUGCUUGGUGUACACGAGAAGCUUUUCAUUCAAUGAAGAAACGUAAGUUCGAUGGUCAUGUUAUUCUUAUUAACAGUUUGGCCGGACACAAGGUGCCCAUUUUGCCUGGCAUGAGUUUCAAUAUUUAUUCACCCUCCAAACAUGCCGUCACCGCUAUGACUGAAGUAUUUAGGCAGGAAUUUUCAGCAGAAAAGACAAAAAUUAAAAUAACUAGCAUUAGUCCGGGUGGUGUAAACACAGCAUUAAUGGGUGAGGAUUGUCCCAUGCCGGACGAUAUACCCAUUUUACAACCAGCAGAUUUGGCUGAUGCCAUUCUAUUUAGUUUAAAGACUCCACCUCAUGUGCAAAUUCAUGAAAUGACCAUUAGGUCUGUGGGUGAAUUGGUUUGA
Calliphora vicina (urban bluebottle blowfly) is the source of this 757-nucleotide messenger RNA. Its product is annotated as farnesol dehydrogenase-like. The transcript has 2 exons. The record is from RefSeq and is a predicted model, not a curated record. The coding region runs from base 8 to 757 and encodes 249 amino acids. NCBI's taxonomy places the organism in Eukaryota, Metazoa, Arthropoda, Insecta, Diptera, Calliphoridae.